Hibiscus syriacus is the source of this 487-nucleotide messenger RNA. Its product is annotated as agamous-like MADS-box protein AGL80. Lineage: Eukaryota; Viridiplantae; Streptophyta; Magnoliopsida; Malvales; Malvaceae. Gene Ontology annotation, biological process: positive regulation of transcription by RNA polymerase II. The transcript has a single exon. Bases 1 to 468 code for a protein of 155 amino acids. The record is from RefSeq and is a predicted model, not a curated record. Gene Ontology annotation, molecular function: DNA-binding transcription factor activity, RNA polymerase II-specific; RNA polymerase II cis-regulatory region sequence-specific DNA binding; protein dimerization activity.
AUGGGAAGAAGGAAGACCACCUACGAGCUGAUCGCCAACGAAUUCGCCCGGAAAAACACUCUAAAGAAGCGAAAGGCCGGGCUGCUGAAGAAGCUGAAUGAACUGACAACCCUGUGCGACGUCCCCGCUUGUGCUAUAAUCUUCAGUUCUCAUGACUCACAGCCGGAUGUUUGGCCUUCCCGAGCCGGAGCGUGUCAAGUUCUCGAGAAGUUUGGGAGUUUACCGGAAGAGCAACGAGGUAAGCACAUGACGGACCAGACCAUUGUUCUCAAAAGAAACAUAUUGCAGUUGAAUGAUAGGCUAGAGAAACAACGAAAGAAAAACGAAGAGCUGGAGAAGGAACUUGCUUUGAUCGAAAGCAUGGCGGACGAAAAUAACUGUGAUUGGAAUAAUUUAGAAGAGUUGGAAGAAUUGAGUUAUCAAUUGCAGCAAAAUAUCGAGUUCAUCUCCAACAUGAUUAAGAAUUAAAGCCUAGUCAAGUUAGUUG